Messenger RNA from Paramuricea clavata, 3859 nucleotides. The record is from the annotation of a GenBank genome assembly. NCBI's taxonomy places the organism in Eukaryota, Metazoa, Cnidaria, Anthozoa, Malacalcyonacea, Plexauridae.
AUGUUUUACCGCCUUCCUAAGCGUCUUCUAUUUCUGGAAAAAAAACAUUCUACUGAUUUUGGUAAUAUAUUAGUCUAUAUAAAUAAUCUGCAUUGCUGUACUAUUAGAUUUGUUCAGUACUUGACCAAAUUGAUUGAAUUUUUUGUCAAGGCAAUCCUCAUAGGUCUUACAACAGAUCUAAUACCGGUAGAGUUGGUAAGUAUAUAUACAGUAUAAGUUAUUUUAACUUUAAACUGGGAUUUGUUUUCCUUUUGUUUUUCUUUAAAUAAUUACCUAUAUAUUAAUUUAUUUUAUUUUGCUUACCAUGUUUCUAUAGGAAAACGAAAAUGUUAAUAGAAGUGUGCUGAAAAGGUAUGUAAAUUAGAAUGUUGUCUGACAACACAGGAAGAAAUAAAAUAUGUGUCACCCACACAACGCAAAAUUCCCAUUGGUCGAAAUCGAUGUGUCUGUCAAUCAAAUCUGAUACGUAAUAAUAACUUCUUAUUAACCGAACGCGAGGUCUGUACAGAGAAAUAUCGGACGGGGACCUUUUUUAUACAGACCGAGCCCAUAGGGUGAGGUUUGUACAAAAAGACUGAGGUCCGAUAUUUCUCUGUACAGACUGCGAGCAAACGAGGUUAAUAAAAAGUUUAUUAUAUGGCAUUUACAGGCAUUUAUACUUGAAACAAGCAAGAAAUACACAAUUUUAAAUGCAUAUUAGCAGCGUGGUACACAUUUUGUUGAAGAAAAUUUAAAAAAAUACCAAUGUAUUCUUUCUUUUCCACUAAAAACCAUACACAGAUAUCUUAUUAAUAACAAAUUAAAUUAUAAUUUUCAAAUUUUCAGUUGGUUUUGCUGUUUUGUUUUAAAAUUAAUGCGUUUGUUUUUACUUAAUGGACUGCCGGUCUAGCUUGAUCUUCAUACAUAUAUAAUGUACUGUAUAUAACUAUUUUUCUACAUAGUGAAGUAUUAAGUGAACACAGUCAGCCUCAAAUUAAUACUGAAAAAGAUGAAAAAGAUUUUUUGCCACCCUUUUGGUCUGUAUCGCAUUCAAAGACUGAGGUUAGUGAACUAUUAAUACAUGAUUUAUAGAUAUUUUCAGGCUCGUACAAACAAGCCCUUGACUCAUGAUCUUUGCAACAUAUUAGGAAAGUGGCUCAGAGUCUGAAACUGAGGACGACAUGCUGCCUGGCAACCAGUGUCACCAGUGCCUUGGAUUGUUUUCUUCCAGAAGCAACUUGACCAAGCAUCUGAGAUUAGGUCGUUGUAAAUCCAAGAAAAGGUAAGCAUUGUUGUUAUUCCAAUGUAAAUGUAGUAGUAAUUCAUGGCUGCAUGGGCAGAUGUUAAGGCCGUUUUCCACAGGUGGAAUUUUCCACGCGGAGCGGAAUUUCUCUCUGUAUUUUCUAACUAGUUCCAUUCGAGAAAUCACAAGAUAAAGAAAAACUCUGCUCCGCGUGGAAAACUUCGCCUAGUGGAAAACGGCCUUUAUGUUGCUGUGGAGCUGCACUUUAUGAAAAGGCUAACUGAAAGGUAAAUUGGGUGAAUCCCCAGAAAACAUCAAUACUCCCCCAAAAUGGAAAUAGUUCAGUUUUACCUUUAUGUCUGUCCAUAUUGGGGAAUUUGAAGUUGUGGAUCGUUUUUGACUUGAGAAAGGUGUAAUUGUAGGCUAUACCUGUAUAUACCCCAAAAACCAAAGAUACUCUCAGAACCGCACGCUUAGUUUAAAUGUAUUUUAUACAAGUAACCACAAAUUUGAUAAAAGAAGUUGACAGCACUUCAGAAGAUACCAACAUCCUCUCAGAAUUUUUUUCAGAAUUUUUGCUCUGAAAUAUUUAGACUAAGUUUGCAAACCAAAAUUAUUACAGCCUUGUUGGGGUCCUACUAUAAUCCUUAUGGCUUGACAUACAGUACUACUGAUGAACCAUUUCCUCCGUUCCUUAAAUUAUGUUUGAGCAGAUGUGCUGUAUAUACAUGUAUUAAAAAAGUAAUACUAACUGAUGUAUCCAAGUUGGAAAUUAAUACCAAUAUAUUUGUACAGAACAUUCAUAGCAGCCUUGGCUAAUUAGUUACUGUACCUCAAGUCGAAAUAGCAUAACCUUUACUUCAUUUCUGACUACCAUAUACAUGCUUGCCCAUUUUGUGCAAAAUUUCAUGUCCAAACACCCCCUAUCCUCCUUAUCAAUGUUGUGUAACACCUUGGACGUAUAACACACUACACACAACAUUGAAUGGGGAAAGGGGGGGGGGGGUUUGCUAUGCUUGUUAUUGAUGUGGGAGUCAAAUUUCGCACAGUCGGUGUCAAGUGCGCCAAUAUUUUUGACCAGGAUUGUAGGUACUACACAUCAUGUUGUACUGUAGUUUUCUUAGCAAAGUAUUAUGCGAUCUUGUUUUAGAAAACACACAAUGGCCUUUGGCGAAAAUGAGAAGGAAAAUAGCAUUAUUCAACCUCCCGAUUUGUUUGUUUAGUAAGUUUGCAUACACUAAUAAUGUAUUUUCUUCUGAAAAAUUCUAAACUCAUCAAAUACAAAUAGAAGCUUGUGUAAAGAGUCAUGCGAUGAGAGGCUUUAGGUAUUGUAAAGACGAGAGGAUCUUGUAGAAUAUUUGUCACUACUGCACUAUGCAAUGCAUAUACCAAUUUUUAAUCUUAUAAAAUAAAUCCAUGAAAUGCUGAUUGCAAGAAGUUAUUGUUUGUUUUUAGAUAUUAUUGAUAAUUAUAUAUAAAAAUAGGUAUGCAUUAUUGUGUACAUGUGGGUAGCCUUGAUAUCAGAAAAUUGAGAUUCCAUGCAUAACAGAUUCAAUGAUCAUAGAAAUAGUGAAACUUCAGUAAUUAGGUGGCAAAUAUUGAAACUUAAGUUCAUGGGGAAUUUUCGCCAUCAGUAUAAUUAUGCGUUGUUAUUAUUCGCAUCUUGACAGCCCCGAUUUUAUAACCAGACGACUUUUACGUCUUUACAUCUGGUUAUUUACUUAUUUUUCCAGGUCAUAUCAUCGGCAGUCCGCUUUAUACACAUUUUCAGAUUUGUACAGUUUCCUAUUCAAAAUUUCUCAUUCCAAUCUUUAAGUUCUCGUGGUUUCAAAAACAUCGAGAAAAACAUUUUCAAAUUUGUAAUAUUAUAUGGUCUCAAGGAGUCGAGUGGUCGCAAAAAUAUUUUAUCCAUUUGAACAUAAAGAAUCGUCUCAAAUCGUGGAGUGCUCGGCCAGACGACAAUUUCCGAAUUUAUCAUCUUGGCAUCCAUUGACAUCCUUGUUUCAGUACAACAUAGUACCUAGCAAAUGUUAGAUAUUAUUAGAUAAAAAUGUUCAAAGUUUACUAAACUUCAUUUUCAAAAACCAUGAUUUUAUUUUACUUGCGAUCCAGAUCAAUGAUAUUUAGAUAACUUUUCAGGUGAACUGUAGAUUAAAAAAUAAAUAUACGUAUAUUUUUAUUUGUUUCAUUUUCAGUAACCAGAAGCGACUCUUACCAGCCCUAUGGGACCACUGUGCAGUCAAGAAAGUAAAAAAACUACACUAUGACAUCGAUGGCGUUUGUGUCUACGAAUUGGAUUAUGAUGCUGCAAACAUGAUGGGGAGUAGUAAAGAUGGAAGACCAUGGAGAAUUUGGCACACCUCAAGAAGGAGUGGUUAUGAUGGAAUAAGAAGAGUAGCAACAUGUGGGGGCACCUACCAGUGUAAUAACAACAGAUGUCCAUACCUCCAUUCGUAUUCGAAGACAAAUAAAGUCCAAUUUAAAACGGUGACGUCACAGGUCACAUCCUGCGCUUGUUGUGGUUAUGAAGCUGUGCCAGUACCAUGUGAUGCAAAAAAAGUAUGGGAAUUCAGCAAUGACACUCUUCUGGUUUACCACUGUGGUAAACAUUCGUGUGUGGCGAAGAAGCAAAUAUAA